CUAAGUGUGAGGGGGUUACCUUACCGAGGUCGGCAUUGUAAGAUUCAGUACACUUGACGAGUCACCACUGCCGACAUGAAAAGUCCACCCUUUGGUAAUGCUCAAUUUUUAGGAAACUCAGGUAAGUAAAUCCUAAAUCAUGUACUCAUCCUUUGGUGGUUUCUCCUCUUACUUGCGAAUGGGUCAGGGGUUGGGUUUUUUCUUCUUUAUCUUGUCAUGUGUCUGUUUGGGAAGGCCUUGCUUUUGUAGUGCACACACAGACAGCAUCAAACCUGGGGAAGGGCUUCAAUUCUCGAAGCUACUGGUUUCGGCACAAGAGACUUUCACACUGGGGUUCUUUAGCUUGGACACCCGCAGUUAUUUAGGAAUCUGGUACACAAGUGAUGUUAACAACAAGAAAGUUUGGGUUGCUAACAGAGACAACCCUAUAUCUGGCACCAAUGCAAAUCUCAUGCUGGAUGGCAAUGGAACAUUGAUGAUCAUUCACAGUGGGGGUGAUCCAAUUGUCUUGAAUUCCAAUCAAGCAUCCAGAAACUCCAUAGCUACCUUGCUUGAUUCUGGAAAUUUUGUUGUGUCUGCGUUAAAUUCAGAUGGAUCUGUGAAGCAGACACUAUGGGAAAGUUUCGAUGAUCCUACAGACACGCUCCUGCCUGGGAUGAAACUAGGCAUCAACUUGAAAACCGGGCAAAACUGGUCACUUGCUUCGUGGAUAAACGAACAAGUGCCUGAUCCUGGGACUUUCACUCUAGAAUGGAAUGGCACACAAUUGAUAAUGAAACGCCGGGGGGACAUCUACUGGAGCAGUGGAAUUCUGAAAGAUCGGAGUUUUGAGUUCAUUCAAACUCACCAUAACAUCUACUAUUUCAUCAGUGUUUGUAAUGACAACGAGAUCUACUUCAGCUAUUCAGUUCAAGACGGAGCUAUUUCAAAGUGGGUAUUGAACUGGAGAGGGGGAUUUUUUGACACUUACGGAACUCUAUUCGUGAAGGAAGAUAUGUGUGAUCCUUAUGACAAAUAUCCAGGGUGUGCAGUGCAAGAGCCACCCACUUGCAGGACUAGAGACUUCCAAUUCAUGAAGCAAUCGGUUCUCAAUUCAGGAUAUCCAUCAUUAAUGAACAUAGAUACGAGCUUGGGCCUUAGUGAUUGUCAGGCUAUAUGCAGGAACAAUUGUUCUUGUACUGCUUGUAAUACUGUAUUCACCAAUGGAACUGGAUGUCAGUUUUGGAGGGAUAAAUUGCCACGAGCCCAAGUGGGUGAUGCAAAUCAGGAGGAGCUCUACGUUUUGUCCUCAUCAGAAGACAUAGGGAAGCCUUGGUGGAUAUGGAUUAUCAUUCUCGUUGUAGUAGUAUUUCUGUUCUUGUUAGCUGUCUUUUGUUGUUCACAGAGAAACUCCAGAGGGGAAACUUCUCGUAAAAGGCGCAAAUCAUCAAUUGACAAUGUCAAACAGUUCAGUUUAGUUUCUGUUAUGGCUGCCACGAAUAACUUUUCAGAUGAAAAUAAAAUUGGAAAGGGUGGUUUUGGUUCUGUCUAUAAGGGGAAAUUAUCCACGGGCCAAGAAAUAGCAGUGAAGAGACUUUCAAGGGAUUCCAGACAGGGACCAGAGCAGUUUGAUAAUGAAAGACUGAUUGCCAAACAACAACACAGAAAUCUUGUCAGACUUUUGGGUUACUGCAUCGAGGGAGAAGAAAAGAUGUUAAUCUAUGAGUUCAUGCCCAACAGAAGCUUGGAAGACGUCCUCUUUGCUCCUGCUGGAAGAAAGGGGUUGGACUGGAAUACACGGUGCAAUAUAAUCGAGGGGAUUGCGCAAGGACUUGAUUACUUGCACAAACAUUCAAGAUUAAACAUGGUUCAUAGAGAUCUAAAAGCAAGUAACAUCCUACUUGAUGAUGACAUGAACCCCAAAAUUUCUGAUUUUGGCACUGCCAGAAUUUUUGAGCCAAAUGCAUCAGAAGUAAAAACCAAUAAUAUUGUUGGAACAUUUGGUUACAUGCCACCUGAGUAUGUCAUUGAGGGAUGGUGUUCACCGAAAACAGAUGUUUAUAGCUUUGGGGUCCUGAUGUUGGAGAUUGUGAGCGGCCAGAGGAUUAUUCCCCCUGAUUGUAAGGGUGACAACUUAAGUCUUAUACGAAAUGCUUGGAAGUUAUGGGGAGAAGGCAAUAGCUUGAAACUAGUGGAUCCAGCGAUGGUGGGUCCCCACUCAACAACCCAAAUAGUGAGAUGGAUUCGUGUUGCUCUCUUGUGUAUACAGAAGCAUGAAGAGAGGCCUACAAUGUCAGAUGUUUGCUCCAUGCUUAACACAAGGGAGCCACCCGAGCCAAAUCCACCCGCAAUUUUUGCGCUCAGAUGAGCCAAGGAGUUGUUCUGAUAUGCAAGUGUAACUACUUGAGAGAUGGAAGGUGGAUCAAGAUGAGAUGAGAUGAGAAUUUGAUUGCCUCAGGGUAAGCUUUUCUUUAUUUACGUUUUGUUGAUUUAUAUAAGAUGACAACUGAACUGAAGCUGGUUUUAUGAUCAUUUGGAACAUAUUUGUACGCAUGUAUUCUGGAGCUCUAUUUGCCCUUUUUCUCUCCAAAACAUAUUAUGAUAUAUGUCUAUCUAUAUCUUCGUGUCU
This is a messenger RNA of Vitis riparia (riverbank grape), 2608 nucleotides long. RefSeq names its product G-type lectin S-receptor-like serine/threonine-protein kinase CES101. Lineage: Eukaryota; Viridiplantae; Streptophyta; Magnoliopsida; Vitales; Vitaceae. Gene Ontology annotation, molecular function: ATP binding; protein serine/threonine kinase activity. Gene Ontology annotation, biological process: protein phosphorylation. The record is from RefSeq and is a predicted model, not a curated record. The transcript has 7 exons. The coding region runs from base 140 to 2347 and encodes 735 amino acids.